AGGCUCCGCCCCCGGUCUCCCAUUCUCCCGGCUGCAGUGAUACAGAGCGGUGGAUGCUGUUGCCGCUGCGGCCGGUGUUGGGGCAGUGAUUGCUGCCGGUACCGGAGCCGGUGUCGGUGUCCUGCCCGGGGGGAUGCGGUUGCUGGCCGGGGCCGGGCUGUGCCUGGCGAUGGCCGCGCUGGCCCUGCUGGCGGUGGCUCUGUGCACCGAUCACUGGUACGAGACGGACGCCCGGAGACACCGGGAGCGAUGCUGGAAACCGGGCGGCAAACGGAACGACCCCGGAUACAUGUACACCCCGGGCCAGCAUCUCCCGCUGCGGGGGGCCCCCAGGAGCCGGGCCCCCAGGGGCGGGGAGCUCACACCCAGGGGGGUCCGCCUCAUCUCCAGGGUGGGGGACCCCCUCAUACCGGCCCGGGGGGCCCGAGAGAUCCCCCCACUCCGCCCCUACCUGGCCAUGGACUGCUCCCGCCGCUUCAACUCCACCGUGUCCGGGCUGUGGAGGAAAUGUCACCGGGAGGGCUUCGACACGGACACCGAGGGGUUAAUAGCCAGAGGAAUUGUUGAACGUUGCACUCCAGUGCGUUACCACUAUACUUCAUCUUCUCUGCCUCCCAACUUGCCCAUCAACGUCACAAAGACCAUCCGACAGGAUGAGUGGCAUGCUCUCCAUCUGAGAAGGAUGACUGCUGGCUUUAUCGGGAUGGCUGUUUCCAUUAUCCUUUUCGGGUGGUUAAUAGGAGUGCUGGGCUGUUGUAAGCGGCAUGAUCUAAUGCAGUAUGUGGCUGGGCUACUGUUCCUCAUGGGAGGAACUUGCUGCAUUAUCUCCCUGUGCACCUGUGUAGCAGGAAUAAAUUUCGAGCUUUCUCGCUACCCCCGCUCCGUAUAUGGAUUACCUGAAGACAUCAGCCAUGGGUACGGGUGGUCCAUGUUUUGUGCUUGGGGAGGCCUGGGACUGACCCUUCUGUCUGGGUUUCUUUGCACUCUGGCCCCAUCACUCAGUGCUUCCCAGUCUGCUGUACACAAACCUCGACAAGAGAAUGGGGCAGUGUGAUCUAUGGGAGAAGAAAAGAAGUUGACCACCCCAUCAAUCCCAAGAGGGGACAAAUUAAAAUAAACACUCACCAGACUGAGGCACUCGUGUCCUGUUGAGGAAGUUGUUCUGUUCAGCCUGUUUGUUUGGUCUUGUGAAAAAAAAAAUUGCAGAAGUUGGAACCUCGUGUUAGCCAGGUGACUUGUGCAACAGUACCGAUGGCACAUGAUGCUUGUCCAGGAGGGACUAUGGAACUCCAUUGGAAUUGUAACAAUCUCCAGAAGACAUUUAAGUUUAAAGCUCCUAGAUGAGAGAUGCCCAUGCCCAAUAUUGUGGGGCACGCAGGCAAUAAAAUCAGGAGUACACAAUUUUCUCCAAAGGUUGUCCCAUGUUGGUCUGCUAGACAAGCUUCUAAGCUUGUUUUACAAAGAAAGACUGAUGGGUGUGCAGCUGCAGCCAGUCAUUGGCACAAUGGUUCAGUAUUUGAGAAUUUUGUAUACAUAUUAUAUAAAUAUAUAUAUAUAUAUAUAUAGAAAGGCAGGUAACUGAUUUUUACAUGUUUUAAUACAGUCUAAAAAAAACCGCCUUACACAUCAUUAUACAGUUCCCUCUUCAGAAACAGAAAAAAAAUCAGUAUCAACUCUACACUCUCCCCUCCCCUCCCUGAGUUUAGUGCCUUGGCACACAGCAGGAGUCAGGUCAUCAUUAGACCCAGUCCAACCUCCUGCAGUGCCUCCUAGUAGGCAGUAGAAGCCUACCAAGCUCAGGCUCCACCAGAGGUCCUUCAAAGAUCAGCAAGGUCGUUAAAGUGGGUUCCACCGGCUGUAUAUGGCCAUGGUCCUUUUGAGGGAUGGGAGUUUGUGACGUACGGGUGGGAAGAGGGAAUUUUGUGGUUAGAGAGAACCUUUUUUUGAAGGUGAUGUCGUUGUACAUGUGGUUUCAUCACAUCUUAUAAAAGCACAUGAUUUUUUUAAAAUUAUUUUAAUUUAUUUAUUUUAGGGGCAGGGGAUGGAUUUUCCCUCUCUGUCUGCAGAACAUAUUAAAAGUGCUGUUUUGUAUCCAUUUCAGGCACAAUAAAGUCCACUGGGAAACCGGUGCCAAUUAAGUGUUUAGAUCCCCGACGAGGGGUGAAAUAAAUCAUACUUACUGACUGAGACUGACCUCUUUGUGUCUCAAGGGGCAUGAGAGCAGCAGUCUGCAGCCAUCAUGGACAAGCGGGAUAUUGAAUGUGGUGGUAUAUGUGGCCCAGUUAAAUCUAUUUACCUGUUUGUCCCUGCCCUAGUAACUGGGCUUAUAAUGUGACACAAAGCUGAAUGUGUAGAACUCUAGAAUUAAAGCGAUUUUUCUUUCAUUUGUUUUUUUUAUUUAUUUAUUAAAUUUACAUUCAGAAAACUGCCUAUAGUCUGAUUUUUGUAUUGUGUGGAAAGUGAUGGAAUUUGUGAAAAACUAUUUCACUUCUGCCUGGUGCAUUUGUUGUUCAAUGCAUAUAAAUCCACUCAAAUGACUUAAAAGGACACCCCAUGAAACCAAUAUAUAUUGGGGUUUUUUUUUAUGCUAAUUUGUACUUGUUAAUUUUGCACCCUAAGCCCAGUUUUUUAUUACACAGUGUUUACGUUUUUGCCGGAGGUUUCGUUCAUCAGACCUCUUCCGUUAACAAAAAAGGCUUUCAGUUUAACCACAACCACCAUAAACCUUUGUAACACCCUUAAAUGGGGUCUGUCACUGCUCUGGAAUUCACACCAUUGAAUAAAACUUUCAAAACCA
This is a messenger RNA of Pelobates fuscus (common spadefoot toad), 2797 nucleotides long. Its product is annotated as transmembrane protein 178B-like. The transcript is spliced from 4 exons. Gene Ontology annotation, cellular component: membrane. Bases 134 to 1054 code for a protein of 306 amino acids. NCBI's taxonomy places the organism in Eukaryota, Metazoa, Chordata, Amphibia, Anura, Pelobatidae. The record is from RefSeq and is a predicted model, not a curated record.